Caenorhabditis angaria is the source of this 1395-nucleotide messenger RNA. NCBI's taxonomy places the organism in Eukaryota, Metazoa, Nematoda, Chromadorea, Rhabditida, Rhabditidae. The record is from the annotation of a GenBank genome assembly.
UUGGAUGAAAAUGGAAGAUUAAGCGAGGAAUUUGUGAUUGAUGGAUUGAAAUGGUGGGUUUUUGAGCAAAAACCAUGGAAAAAGUGAAAUGAAUUGUGUGUUUUUCAGGAGAAUCAAGAUUAAGACUGAAGUUAGCGGCACUACAAAAUACCUCUGUGUAUUUUUACGUCAUGAAAAAGACACGGCGGAUUAUUUGGCCGAAGUUUCGCAACACUUCACAAUUUUCGAUAAGAAUGGAAGAAGAUUGAUGGGUUCAAUGAGUUGCGAUUAUUACACGAAAAACUCGAAUGAAUUCGGUUGUUCGAGUAUUUUGAGAUGGAAUGGGAAUGGGAAUGGAUUUGGAUUUGAUGUUAAUCAUUGGGAAAAGGAUUUUAUUCGAAUCGAAUGCGAGUUUGACUAUAAAUUAUACGAUUUUUCGAAUAAUCCGGCGAUUUUUUCGGAUGGUGUUAUUAAGAUUGGAAAUGAUGAGAUUCAUAUUAAUAAAGGAGUGAGGAUUUUUGUCGAAAAAAUUGAUUGAACAAUAAAAGGUCCCGCGCGGAAUGAAAGUUUCGCGAAACUUGGUGGAAAUACCAAUUCGCCGCUGCUGAUGGUGAGCACGGUGUCAAGAAUUGGUAUUUUCAUCAAGUUCGGUGUAAAUUUCAUCUUCCGCUUUUUCCUUGUCAAAAAUUGCAUGAGUCAACUCUUGGUAUGAGUUAUGACGUGGCAAACAAUGAAAAUUUCGCAAAAUCGGGAAUUUACAGGAAGUUUAAAAUCUGUGAAAUCCCGAUUUCCAAAAUUUACCACGUCAUAACUCAUACCAAGAGAAUUUCAUCGAAAAUUCCCCAAUUUCCAGUACUAUUGUGCAUUUUCAAAGUUCUUCAUCGAAAAUUUCGGCAAAAACAACAACACUCAAAUCACAAUCAAUGAUGUGAAAUCGGAUGAUAUGUUGAUGUUAUUGGCAUCCUUGUUGCCAGAUCCAAUUCAUAUAACUUGUCAGUUUUCCAUUGUUCACAUUUUUUUCUCAAAAAUAAAAAAAAAUAAAAGUUUUAGCUCGCAAUUACGAUGCUCUGAUGGAUAUGUCGGAAAAAUUCGAUGUUCCUAUGUUGAUUCAAAAAUGCGACGAACACUUCAAAAAACAUCAAUGCUCAAAUCUUCUCAGUAGAAUUAGCUAUGCUGAAAUUCCGACGCCUAAAAAGCGCAGAAAAACUGUUGUUCCGGAGGAAAAUGCGAAAAUUGUGAGUUAUCAAAACUUACUUUUAAAAAUAUCAUCAAUAAAUGGUAUUUUUGCAGAAAGAAUUAAUUGGAAGUUUGAAGCGCGGCAAGGAAUUCAAAUGGCUUUUUGAGCAAUAUGCAUUCAAGGAAUUUGAAGAUUCAACAAAACUUCAAAUCUAUAAAGCAUCCACCAAGUUCCUCUAA